GUUUCUCCGUGAUCAAGAUGGCUGCGGCCGCGGCAUGUGCGGCCGUGAAGAUUGGAAUUAUUGCAGGGACUGGCCUGGAUGAUCCAGACAUACUAGAAUGUCGAACAGAAAAAUACAUUGAUACGCCUUAUGGAAAGCCAUCAGAUGCUCUGAUUUUGGGAAAGAUAAAAAAUGUUGACUGUGUGCUUCUAGCCAGGCAUGGGAGACAUCACACUAUGGUACCAACAAAUAUAAAUUACCGUGCUAAUAUGUGGGCACUGAAGGAAGAGGGUUGUACUCAUCUAAUCGUGACUACUGCCUGUGGUUCAUUAAGAGAAGAGAUUCAGCCUGGAGAUAUUGUCAUAAUUGACCAAUUCAUAGACAGAACAACCAAGAGGCAUCUGACUUUUUACGAUGGAAACCAUCCCUGCCUUCCAGGAGUGUGCCAUGUUUCUAUGGCAGAACCUUUCUGUGCCAAAACUCGAAAGGUUCUGAUAGAUGUUGCAAAGAAGCUUGGGAUCAAGUGUCACUCAAAGGGAACCAUGAUCACAGUGGAAGGGCCACGUUUUAGUUCUCGGGCAGAGAGUCUAAUGUUUCGCAAUUGGGGGGGUGAUGUGAUCAAUAUGACAACAGUCCCUGAAGUGGUUCUUGCGAAGGAAGCUGGCAUCUGUUAUGCAAGUAUUGCUAUGGCAACAGACUAUGACUGCUGGAAAGAACAUGAAGAAGCGGUUUCAGUGGAUAAAGUGUUGAAGACAUUGAAAGAAAAUGCUAAUAAAGCGACUAGCUUACUGCUUUCUGCUAUACCUCAAAUUGGGUGCGUGGAUUGGACAGAAACCCUGCAGACCAUGAAAAAUACUGUGCAGUUGUCCGUUAUAUUACCAAAACAUUGAAAGUGUGGCAAGUCAUUCAAGACAACCAAGAAGAUGGAUCUUUUGAAACUGUGAUAAUACCCUGAAAGAAGGUGGUUCAGGCACACAACAUUUUUCAUUAUUGUUUGCUAAUAUAUGCCUUGUUUUGGCACACAUUUUGAUAGAGCUUGAGGAACGAAACAUUCCUACCAGACUGGCAAUGACUUGACUGUAAUAACUGACAUUGUGAAGAAUAUGAAUUGAAUAGCAAAUGUAUAAUAAUAAUGCUUUGUCGACAUGAGAGAAAAAUACAGUUUAGCUAUUAUUCCAUCUCAACUCCAGAGGGGUUGGGGGGGAGGAGGGGGGAACUAAAGAAAGCCAAAAGUCAGAAAUGUGUAAAUCUGUUUCUUUGAUAGGUCCUCUUUCAGUGCAUUUUUUUAAAUGCAAAGAAACAGUUGUUGAGUUAAAUGUAUUACCUUUAGUACUUCUUUAUUUUUAUAUCUUUCAUAAAAUGUAUUCACUUUAUAAAAACAGCUGCCUUCUACAUAGGGAUCUCUAUAAAUUUGGAAUGUCUUCAUGGUUAAGAUUGGCAGUGUUUCAACACUGUAUGUAUACGUAUUUAGAUAUUUGGAAAAGGUUGGUUGCUAAAGAGGCCUUUAGAUAAAAAACAAUUCUAUUGUUAUGAGUAUGCUAAGGCCAUUUUUCUUUGACCCUUCAUGAUAGUGUCUUGGAUAUUUUUAAGUUGAUGUGGUUUUUUAAAUAAUGACCUCUUAUUUUUGUGCUUUUUACAAUGAUAUCCUUCGACGUCUUAUGUAUCAUGUGGAUUUGACUGUAUGGUCUUUUUAACCAUUACAAGCUGCUUUAUGAUUUUUGGUGGGGGGAAGUGAUCUAUAUGUUCUUAAAAUAAACAACAAAUAAAAGAUGUUUGGAGAGCAUCCAAGAUUACCUACAUGCAUGUGUACUGAUGGACAGAAUGUAGAGCAACUCCAUCGGAGGCUCUGGUACAGGCCUCCUACCAGCAGGAGGCUGACUUUGCAACUGCCGGAGUCCCGCACCCCUGCUUGAAGGUCCACACGAUCACUUCAAGAGUAGUCCUGAUGUGCCUUGCAUCAGUGAUGCAGUGUCUACUGUUUCCAGCUAGCUUGAAAACAAUGGGAGUUGUAGUUCCAUACACCUGGCGGGUACCAUCCUGGAGAAAGCUACCUCGUACUAGUUCAGGAACCACCCCCAGUGCAAUAGUUACUCCCAGCAAAAGCACUCAGACUAUGUGCCAGGCCUUAGGCAGGUGGAAGUUUCUGAAGGCGUCACUGGGCGAUAACAAAUGGCUUCUCCAGGAAAUAAGUAAUUGGAUUGAAAGAUGUAGAAGAAUUUAGUUGUGGUAAAAAACCAAACUCAUGCACAGAUGUUCUUGUGCACGGGAAAGGACAGUUUUUCAAAGAAUAUUACAUGAUUUCUAGAGUUCAUGAUUACUGUUAUUCCUGUACCUUUUAAGAAUGGCCACUUCAAAGGGUUUCCUGAAAAUUUAUGCACACUUGAAGCUUGCUGGUUUUCCCAUGUGAGUUCAUAACACGAUGGAACGGGCAUGAAGAGUGGCAGUUAAUCGCUAAAGUGUCAUUUGUGGGAGAGGGUGGGGUCGAAACUGGACUUUGAAGGUACGCUAUUUCUUUGAUGAAUGUUCUAGGCUUGACUUUUUUAGAACAGUAUCAAUGAUCUUCAUACAGUUCAUUUCAUUAACUGUGUAAUCUGCCCAGAGAGCCUUUGGAAAUAAAUGAAAUUUUAAAAAAAUAUCUGCUAGAGUAGGCUUGAUGCCCACAUUGGCCUUCUUAAGAAACGAGCAUGCUUCUUUAAUCAAAUAAAAACCAAAUGUCACCUC
Molecule: messenger RNA, 2700 nt
Organism: Varanus komodoensis (Komodo dragon)
Lineage: Eukaryota; Metazoa; Chordata; Lepidosauria; Squamata; Varanidae
Gene: MTAP
Product: methylthioadenosine phosphorylase
Exons: 8
Coding region: 18-869 (283 amino acids)
Biological process (GO): nucleoside metabolic process
Cellular component (GO): cytosol
Molecular function (GO): S-methyl-5-thioadenosine phosphorylase activity
Source: RefSeq, a predicted model, not a curated record